Penicillium riverlandense is the source of this 930-nucleotide messenger RNA. RefSeq names its product GTPase-activating protein SEC13 (gene sec13). The transcript is spliced from 6 exons. Bases 1 to 930 code for a protein of 309 amino acids. The record is from RefSeq and is a predicted model, not a curated record. NCBI's taxonomy places the organism in Eukaryota, Fungi, Ascomycota, Eurotiomycetes, Eurotiales, Aspergillaceae. Gene Ontology annotation, molecular function: protein binding; structural molecule activity. Gene Ontology annotation, cellular component: COPII vesicle coat; nuclear pore outer ring. Gene Ontology annotation, biological process: COPII-coated vesicle budding; protein import into nucleus; positive regulation of TOR signaling.
AUGGCGGCCGCACAGGUGAUUUCCAAUUCAGGGCACGAAGACAUGAUCCAUGAUGCCGGCUUGGACUACUAUGGACGCCGGCUAGCGACAUGCUCUUCCGAUAAAACGAUUAAGAUAUUCGAGAUUGAGGGCGAGACACACCGCUUGGUCGAGACCCUGAAAGGCCAUGAGGGUGCGGUGUGGUGUAUCGCCUGGGCGCACCCCAAAUACGGCACGAUUCUCGCUUCCUCGUCGUACGACGGCAAGGUCCUGAUCUGGCGUGAGCAACCGCAGAACGCGACCAGCCCCGUCGGUGGCAGCACAUGGAGCAAGGUCUUCGACUUCUCCCUGCACACGGCGUCCGUAAACAUGGUAUCAUGGGCCCCGCACGAGAGUGGCUGUCUCCUGGCCUGCGCAUCCUCCGACGGCCAUGUCAGUGUUCUCGAGUUCCGUGACAACAGCUGGACCCAUCAGAUCUUCCACGCGCACGGGAUGGGUGUCAAUUCCAUCAGCUGGGCGCCUGCUGCCUUUGCGGGCAGCCUGAUCAGCUCGAACCCCGGGCCGGGGCAGCAGAGACGGUUUGUCACCGGUGGAAGCGACAACCUGAUCAAGAUCUGGGACUAUAACACCGAAUCCAAAUCCUACAGCCUGACCCAAACCUUGGAGGGCCACUCGGACUGGGUCCGCGACGUCGCCUGGUCGCCGAGUAUUCUCUCCAAGUCUUACAUCGCCUCAGCCUCGCAAGAUAAGACGGUUCGCAUUUGGACUUCUGAUGCGGCCAACCCGGGCCAGUGGUCCAGCCAAACACUCGAAUUCGAUACUGUCUUGUGGCGCGUCAGCUGGAGUCUCAGCGGUAAUAUUCUGGCUGUCAGCGGCGGUGACAACAAGGUCAGCUUGUGGAAGGAGAACCUGAAGGGCCAGUGGGAGAAGGUGAAGGACAUUGAGGAGUAG